AUGGCGUACUCUCCCUCCCCAACCCCACCACUAACGGGCCCUGAGACUUCUCUCUAUCCCAAUCCUCGCUCACCUACUCCUCCAGCACAGCCGCUCUCUAAGAGAGACAAAAGACGAAAUCAACAUGUUGCACACCAGCAAGAACUACACAAUGAGCUCGCCUCGAAUCGAGAGCAGCACUACCGAGAACAACUCAUCGCCCUCCAGACCGACAUGAGCCUCAUCUCCCAAGCUGACCCCUAUGACCCCGAACCUCUGGAAGACUCGCCAGAAGAGAUCGCGAGGAUAGCCGAACUAGCAGCGUCCGGAACACCCUAUCAAUCACAAAUGUCCUCAAUGGCCGGGAAAUGGUAUGCUGAGUUUGUUCAUGAGGUGAACGAUGCCAAAGAAGCGAAAGAGAUCGCCCUCAUCCAGCUUAUGAACAACCACAAUGCGCGUCUGGAAAGACUCAAGUACGAAUGUGACUAUCGCCUGCACCUUGCUGCUGAAGAAUGCGAACACAUGACUUCGACCCUCCGAGAAAGACUGUUCCAAUCCCUUUCUCACAAGAGACAGAGACUCAUGAAAGAGAAGGAGCAGCUUGAUAUUGCGGAUACCAACGCCCUACUUCUUCAUCCCAGCCAGUUUAGUAUCACCAACCCUGGAAGCCCCGGAGGAACUCACACAAGCCGCAAGACUCGCUUUACCCGACACCGGGAGCAAGAAGACCUCAACGGGGCAGGUGAGAUGCACAAACGCAAACGGAAACAAGUCGAUGACGAUGUGGGCUCACCGUCGCGGAACGGAAACUCAACUCCCUUGGACCGCAAAGGAAACGCAACGUCAAAUCAAACCGCACCAGUCUACUCGAUCCACUCUCUCUUCACAGACAAAGAGCUUAACUUUCAAUCACACCAGGCGCAGAUUGCAGCUCGGCACUUUUUCACCACUUCACGCAAGGAAGGAGAAGCGAGCAAUACACGGAAACGGGGCAAAGACGACAAUGGCAAGCGAGCUGGUUCUGAAGACAGUGGAUCCUCGGAUGAGGAAGAACUGGAAGCCCCGGAAAUGGAGAGGUCAGCCAGCCACAAUGUGCAUGUCACCAGAUCGACGAGGACCAUUGGUGGCAUGAGUGGCUUGAAUGCGCUCAGUGACCUGGCCGAAAAGGCAGCAACCCGUCCAGCUCUACCGUACGCGACCUUGCACACACAUCAAGGCCGACAAGGGACUUUCCUGCCACAACCCAGCCGUCUAUUAGCCGAGGAGUUAGAAGAGGAUCUUUUCAAGAUUGCACAGAUCGAAUCCCAACCCAAAGGUCAAGUGGACAGAAAAGCCAUCGACGAAGCGCUCAAGCCCCUUUCAGAAUCCCGAAGCAACUUGGCUCCGGAUUGGCCAGUCUAUCUGGAUGUGCAUUUGGUGGACAUUGAUCCGAGAAGGGCCGCCGGAGUGUAG
Messenger RNA from Exophiala spinifera, 1431 nucleotides. RefSeq lists its product as uncharacterized. Gene Ontology annotation, molecular function: histone deacetylase binding. Bases 1 to 1431 code for a protein of 476 amino acids. Lineage: Eukaryota; Fungi; Ascomycota; Eurotiomycetes; Chaetothyriales; Herpotrichiellaceae. Gene Ontology annotation, biological process: negative regulation of transcription by RNA polymerase II. Gene Ontology annotation, cellular component: Sin3-type complex. The transcript is spliced from 2 exons. The record is from RefSeq and is a predicted model, not a curated record.